Molecule: messenger RNA, 2367 nt
Organism: Paramecium tetraurelia
Lineage: Eukaryota; Ciliophora; Oligohymenophorea; Peniculida; Parameciidae
Exons: 3
Molecular function (GO): protein binding
Source: RefSeq, a predicted model, not a curated record
AUGUCGUAACUUCUAAUGGUGUGGUUGAAUGAUGAAGUAUAGUUGAGUAGGAAGGUGACAUCUUUUGAAAAGGAUUUUCAUAAUGGGUAUCUAUUUGGAGAGUUACUGAGCAAGUUCAAUUAACAACUCAAUUUCGAAGAAUUCUCAAAUAAAGAUGUAAGGGAAGCCAAGAUGAAGAAUUUCACUUUGUUGGAACCAACAUUUAAGACUUUACACAUCCCAUUUAAUUUUCAAAUUGCUGAUCAAGUAAUCAAAGGCAAGAAAGGAGUUGCUAUGUAAUUGCUCUAUCAAUUACAAAUGUAAUUGCAAAAAGUAAAUGAUCCUCAUGAUGUGAUGAUGCAUGCAAAAACUGGUAAAUAUAAUGUCAUAUAACCAUUAAUGGUUAUCAGAUAACCAAAAGACUAAUUUGAUAAAAUGGAAUAAGAAUUCUUUAUAUCUAAACUUAAUGAGAAGAAUAAAGCAUAGAAGGAUGUAAACUUAGACAUGCAUCUUGGGAAGUUUACAUCAUUUGCCAUUUAAUAAGCCGAAAAAGAACGUCGGUUGAAAAUCAAAGAGGAAACAGAGGAAAGAAAUCUAAAAGAAGAAAUGAGAAAAAUCUAGUUGAAUAAAUUACAAAGAAAUAUGGCAUUUAUGGAAGAUUGGAAUCAAAAAGGAAUUGAAAAUUGGAAAAAAAAUUAAUAAAUUCGACAUAAAAAUAAAGUAGCUGAUGAAAAAUUCAAAUCUACAAUGCAAAAAGCAACUGAAGAUAGAUUGAUUCAAACAUAACAAGUAAUGAGAAGUGAGAUAGAGGAUCAAAUAGAACAAUUUGAAACCAGAGCAACUCAAGAACCAGUCUCCUUAGGAUUGAGGAAUAAGAUGAUGAGUGAAUUCUUGAGAAAGGAGAGAGAUAAAAGAAGAAGAAAAAUGAUUGUGGAUUAGGAAAAGUAAACAGAUGAAUUACAGAGAAGAGAAUACACUGUUUUAGAAAAACUCAAAUAAUAAAGUAAAUAAGAAAAAGAAAUUAUGUAUGAAAUCUGGAGAGCCUAUUAAUGUCAGGAAGUUAUUUUGGAAAAUAGACAAUUAAGAGAUGAAAACUAUAGAAAUAAAUAAGAACUCAAUGUAAUUAAUUAGAAAUUUAAAGAAGAAGAGAUGUUAAGAGCUUUAUAAUCAGAAUUUAAUGAAGAAAUAGAAUUACAAUAAAGAAGAUAAUUAGAAAUUAAUGUCGAAUAUAAAUUACAUAUUAGACAAUCAAAUUAUGAAAAAUGUAAAAAAUUAGUGGAGGUUCUCUUCGAAAUUGAAGAAUAGCUUUAUGAACAUUUAUAAAACAAUGAUUCUAAUUAAUUUAACAAGCAAUUUACCAGAGAAAACCAUCAUCUAUUCAAAUAAGGCAUGGAACUAAUUCCUUAUAAAAGAUUUAGAACUUAUGAUCCCAUCAAAGAGAUGAAAAAACAAGAAAGUCUUAACUAUAAACAAAAGGUAUUUCUAGCAAAAAUGGAAAUGCAAGAUUAUCUAGAGGGAACUGGGGCGUGGGAUCUCUAUUAAGCUCAAAAUAAUUAUUCUCUAGGGAACCUAGUCAGAUACCUGAUUGAGAGCUAAUUUUAGAAUUCUACAUCAGAAGUACAAUCUACAGAUCUACCUUUUGUUCCUUUCAGAGGAAGCUUAAUUGGAUUCUCAUUUAGUGGUAAGAAAACUAUAAGUGAAUUGCUUGCCAAAAAAUAUGGUAUUCAAAUAUUGUCAAUCGAUGUGAUUAUAAAUGAAUUACUAGAAUAUAUAAAGAAAUAUGAAUAAGGUGAAGAGCAUUCGUAAGUUUGGGAUUAACAAUAAAUUGAAUUAGGUUAACAAAUAUCAGAGUAUCUUUGUUAAGGAGAAGAUAUCCCUGAAGAACUGUAUAUCAAAGCAAUUGUCUAGAAAAUCAAAAGGCUAUUUGACAAAUAAGAAUUUGAAUAGAUUUAUGAAGAAUACAAAGCCAAAUAUUAAUCAUUUAAUCCUAGAUAAAUUAGAACACUUGAUGAAUUUAAUGAUGAUGGUAUAAAUUGGGAAGAUUUUCAUAGACCAUACAAUAAGGGAUGGUUAUUGGUUGGAUUUCCCCAUAAUUAUGAAUAAGCUAAGUUACUAGAAAAGCAUUUAACAGGAAUUGAGCCUCAAGAUGAACUCACUCCAUUGGAGGCUAGACUUAAAGAAGCUGCUAGGGUAGUCAAGCCUAUUGAUUAUGCAGUUAUUCCACGUAAAAAAUAGGAAAGUGGAGUGGGAGUCUGUGUCUACUUAGAAAUGCCAUCAAAUGAGUAGUGUUUAAGGAGAGCCAUAGGAAGAAGGUAUGAUCAUCAUAAUCACUCAUUAUAUCAUUUGGAAUCCAACACUCCUCAAGUCGGAUAAUGCUCCAUUGAUUGA